Messenger RNA from Dreissena polymorpha, 2177 nucleotides. RefSeq lists its product as uncharacterized. The record is from RefSeq and is a predicted model, not a curated record. Lineage: Eukaryota; Metazoa; Mollusca; Bivalvia; Myida; Dreissenidae. Gene Ontology annotation, molecular function: FMN binding; riboflavin reductase (NADPH) activity. The transcript has 10 exons. The coding region runs from base 55 to 1119 and encodes 354 amino acids.
UUAGUUGCGGAUUUUUGCGACCUUCACCUUACUUGAGACCGAACGUCCGUCAGAAUGAAAUGCACGAUAAAUCUGUUGUCCUCGUGCAAUGGACGGAAUUUUAUACUCAGCUCUGUGACACAUCAAACAAGCGCACGUAUAAAAUGUAACGGAAUAAGACGAUUUGCUUCAAAAGAUGCUGAAGAUAUACUCACCCGUACAGAUCGCCUUCAUCACCAUGAUGAUGACUGUAACACCAGAAAAACAUACAAAUCUAUCAUGCAAAUGGUGCCUCAACCAGUUGUUGUGGUAACAUCCGGAUACCGAGAAGGGGGCACAUGGCACAAGAAAGGCAUGACCUGUACCUCAUUUACUAGUGUCUCCUUCUCCCCACCUAUCAUAUCCAUCUGCCUGAAAAUACCAAGCAAGUUUCAGACUUUACUGGAAAGGACGAGGCAUUUUGCUGUACACACAUUAGCUAGACAUCAGGUCAGCUAUGGGAUGACAUUUGCCCAGUCUAUCCCAAAAGUUUGCCAGUUCAACAAAAUACCACAUUAUGAAGACAAAGAGGGCUUACCUGUGAUUCUGGGGUGCUCUGGUGUGAUGCAAUGCGAGGCAGAGUCGUUCCAUCAGGUGGGGGACCACAACGUCUGGUACGGGAAAGUGUAUGAGGCCCACAUCGAUGAUAACGUCUCCCUGCCCAUGCUCUACCAGUCCAGAACAUUUCGUUCUGUUGGAGAUGAGAUCUUUAUCCAGUCCUUUGAAGAUGCCACAUUGCCGUUUGAGAACUGGACCCAUGAGGCCCAUCUGAGAAUGGCGUGGAACUACAUACGGGACUACGGGCGGGACAAGGCCAUCCCCAUGAUACGGGAUGGUAUCCAACAUUACAACCAAGUGCACAAGGAUAAAAUUAAAACCGGCUACCAUGAGACCAUCACCAUGUUCUACUGCUUUGUCAUUGAUGAUGCCAUCACGAACGCAAGCAAACCAGGUGACACUUUUGAACGGUUCCUCAAACGUAACGGUCACCUGCUUGACCGCAGCCUCAUGUACAAGUACUACAGUCGGGAACGUUUCUCUGACCCUCAUGCAAAAGAGAAGUUUAUUCUGCCAGACCUGCAGGUGUUACCAGGGAUGUGAGAGAAACAGAGGCCAUAACUUUAGAUCUACCAUAAUGACUAGUUUCUAAAUAUCUAAGUAUUCAGACACUCUAAAUUGUUCGGACAUAAUCUUUUUUUGGCAAAAGUAAUUAUGUUUGGUUACUUAUGUUUGCUGCUUUUUCACCUGAAAUUAAUGACUCAUAGUUUUCUGACACUAUGUGACAAUCGAAGCAAUGUAAUCAGAAUGUGUUUUUAUAACCGAACUGUGAUUGGUUUAAUCACAGACAAAUGAGAGGAGUAAGAGAAACGAAUCAUAGGAUUGUGAGAAUGGUGAAUAACCAAGCAUUAUAAUUUAUAAACCGUCGCUCAAAACGAAUGUUAACACACAGGCUCCAAUUCUAUUGGCUCAAACAGUCAAGUGUAACAUACAAAAGGAUAAAUAUGAUUAUAGUCCAGGGUGCUGAAAAAUUGGAAAUGGUCAUGUUAAUCGGUUUUUCAUCAAGCAUUGCAAAGGGCCACUGCAGAUAGCAAUGUAAAAUGCAAGAGGCAGAGUCCAUGUAUGAGAGGAACAGAAUGCUGUAUAAGGUAUUUUUAUCGCUUUUGUCAAUAUAAUGAAGACAAAAUCAAGUCUUUCUAAACAAAUCUUACCAAGGCGUUAAUAGUCUCAUGGUGGUAUGUGUUAUUGUUGUGUGUUUACAUGUACAUGCAAACUUACAUUUUGAAAGAAGACAAAUGACAGACUCAGCAAUAUAAGACUGUUUUUCUGCGAUUUUUGUGUUCAAGCCGAGCUUGGUAAUACAUCUUGUGGGGUUUGUCAAGUAGUUUUAUCUACCCAGGGAUAUAAACUAACAAUUUAAAAACCUAAUAAGCUCAGACUUGUUCGUUUAGAAGUUUUUGUAUAGAAGACUUUGGACUUUUCUCUGAAAAUCUACAAGCUCUGAUCAAAUUGUUGGGGCAAAGGUCAAUUGUUACUUUAUAUCCCUGCAACCCCUACCUCUGAUUGAAGAAGGGCAGGUGUCUAUUGAUAUUACUUUUAAUAUGAUCCAAGUGUAUUACAGUAUAAACUCAUUUAUGGUUUUGUAUAAAUGUGAGAUGUCA